Schistocerca serialis cubense is the source of this 579-nucleotide messenger RNA. RefSeq lists its product as uncharacterized. The transcript has a single exon. Lineage: Eukaryota; Metazoa; Arthropoda; Insecta; Orthoptera; Acrididae. The coding region runs from base 1 to 579 and encodes 192 amino acids. The record is from RefSeq and is a predicted model, not a curated record.
AUGAUAUUACGCCCACCGCAGUUCAUACCUGAUAAACCUGAACUGUGGCUUGCAAUGCUUGAUCUGACUUUCCAGCAUCAUGGCAUUGUAAACGAAGAGACAAAAUUUAUGAUCGCCGUUAGUGCGCUUGACAGUAAAACAGCAACGAUCAGCGCAGAUAUAAUACUUCAGCCGCCCGCCACGCCAAAGUAUACGCGUUUUAAGGAGUUACUUAUUGAGCGACUACGUCGGCAGCUGGAACAACGUAUCCAGCAAGUAUUGCACGGUGAAAAGACAGGAGAUAAGUCACCUUCGGAAUUUUGGCGGCACCUGCGAAGUUUAGUCAACGACACCGAGUUGCCAGAUACGACACUGCAACAUGUACGGCGUGUGCAGCUGCCAGAGGCAGUUAGAACGGCUGUGGCGCCCUCAGACGCGCAAGAUAUCUCGUCGUUGAUGUCGUUAGCCGACAAGGUCUACACCUCGUUGGACGCAGCGCACACGUCGACAGUGAUGUUCGGACACAACAGUACAGACUCACAGGAAACGGCGGCGAUAACAACGGCGCCAACAGCCGGACGAUUCUCAACAGCUGGAUGA